This is a messenger RNA of Acanthopagrus latus (yellowfin seabream), 3136 nucleotides long. It is a transcript of the gene gcfc2, whose product is annotated as GC-rich sequence DNA-binding factor 2. Gene Ontology annotation, molecular function: DNA binding. The transcript is spliced from 18 exons. Bases 149 to 2773 code for a protein of 874 amino acids. The record is from RefSeq and is a predicted model, not a curated record. Gene Ontology annotation, biological process: mRNA splicing, via spliceosome. NCBI's taxonomy places the organism in Eukaryota, Metazoa, Chordata, Actinopteri, Spariformes, Sparidae. Gene Ontology annotation, cellular component: nucleus.
UUCUGGCUGUUCACUACAUAGCCCAUAGUGCAUUGCGGCUGAUUUACGUUACUUUUUUGCGCCUUUGCCAAACGAUUUCCGGCAGAACGUACAACGCUUUGCUGCCAGUUUACAAACCCAGCUUCCACCUCCAUGCAAGUCGGGCAAAAUGUUCAAAAAGGGGCCCCGGAGGAACUUUCGACAGAGAAAACAGAGCUCCAGUGACGAAGAGGACGAGCAGAAGAACAACGAAGAUGGAGAGGAAAAGGAGAAAGCUCCAGUCGUGGUAAAUAAGCCGUCCAACCUGAGCCAGAGCCGCGGCAUCUCCUGCAGCUCCAAGCGGGAAACGACGCCUCCCAAGGCGGACAGCAGCGACGGAGAAGACGGUGAGCUGUUGGGAGUGACAGAAGAGAUAGAAGAGAGGAGGAACGACAAAGAUGGGAUUAAGAAGCCGACAAACUCCAUCCUCAGUUUCACUGACGACAAAGAAGCUGACGGACCAACAUUCAAACUGAAGAAGUCCUCUGACAAAGCUGUGCUGUUCCAAAUUAGAAAGAAGGAGUCAUCACCUGCUAAGACCAGCCAAAGGACAGGACCAGCAGGAGAAGGUGUCCGACCAUCUGUUUCUCACAGGCAGGAUUAUGACUGUCAGGCCUCACCACAUGGUCUACACCAUAUUGAUGAUGACAGUGGUGAUUCAGAUGAUGACAACGAUGAGGGUGAUGAUGGAGAUGACAGUGAUGAAGGUGGUGUCAGGUCUCCCUCAGUCAGCUCAGUAGCCUCAGACUCCAGCCGCUCAGCUACUAAUCCAAUCGUUAUCCCUAAUGCUAAAGCGAUCGAGGCAGCCAGGAGGAAGCGUCAAGCUGCUCGAGGCCAGAAAGAGUUUAUUUCCCUGGGUAGAGAUGGCCAUAGCUCCGCUGGAAGCACUCCGGAUCACUACAGCAGGGAGGAUGACAAUGACAGACUUGAUGAUGAUGAUGAUGAUGAUCCAGAUGAUCAUGAGCGAAGAAUCGAGUUUGCCCCUCGAUUAAAGAGCAUCAGGGAGAGGAUAGCUGAGAAGCUUGGGAGUGAUGGAAGUCUCUCGGGGUCUGAGGGAGAAGAGCAAGAGCUUUGGGAGGAGACACAAAUUGUGAAGGGAGUCAAGAGACGUCCAGGAGAGCAGAGUCCAUCUGGCAGUGAAUCCAGCAGCUACAGCUACAGCAGCAGUAACAGCAGGCGUAGACAAAAGAAGAGAUCAGCAGGGGUCAGAUUACCAAAGACUCUUCCUCCCAUCAGUGUCUCAAUGGUCAAGAAGAGGAUCACUGGAAAACUAGAAUCCCUGAAGGAGGUACACAGAGCACGGCAGGCAGAGCUGAGAAGGAUGGAGGGAGAUGUUGAGAGUGCUAAAACCUCUGCAGAGACUCUGGAGGAAAAUGCCCCAGAGAGCCAGCUGAAGUUUUACAGAGCCAUGAACCUUUACGUCCACAACCUGGUGGAGUGUCUACGGGAGAAGGUUGUUGAGAUCAACUCACUGGAACUGGAGUUGCAUUCUAUGCUGUCUGACCAGAUGGAGGCACUGUUGGAUCAGAGACGACAGAGGACCAAAGAGCAGGCAGACCGCCUGCAGCAGCUCAGCUAUGGCACAGGUGACCUCAGCAAAAACUCAGCCAAUGGAACAGAAACUCAAGGCGAGGCAGAUGCUGGUGUUAAAGCUGAGGAAGAUUUGGAUAUACCUGAAGACACACAGCUUUCAGCAGAGGAGGCCAGGCGGCUGCAGAAGAUGACAGAUGACAUCCUGUUGAGGUCCAAGGCAGUGUUCUGUGAUGUCCAGGAUGAGUUCUGUGAUGUUAAGAAGAUUCUGUCCCACUUUGAAGAAUGGAGAGGAUCCUACUCUGACUCCUACCACAAUGCUUACAUCUCUCUAUGUCUGCCCAAGUUGUUGAACCCCAUCAUAAGACAUCAACUACUGGCAUGGAACCCACUAAAGGGUGCAGGUGGGGACUUUGAAAACUUUCCGUGGUUCUCAGCUGUAGAGACCUUUUGUCACGGUCAUGGUCAUGAGGAGCUGGAGCACACAGACAGACAGACACUGUCUGCUAUCAUAGAAAAGACUGUCCUGCCCAAGAUGACAGCCUAUGUGGAGCUGGCAUGGGAUCCCUUAUCUCGUCAUCAGUCAGUCUGUCUGUCUGACGUUUGUCACAGACUGAAGGAGGACUAUUCUGUCUUUGAAGGGGAGCGGAGUAAACCAGUCAAGGCAUUUGUCGAGGCUGUGAUCGGUCGACUGAGGAGCUGUGUCGAUGAAGAUGUCUUCAUCCCUCUGUACCCCAAAAAGGUCCUGGAAGACCAGUCGUCUCCUCAGUGUCGCUUCAGAGAUCAACAGUUCUGGAUGGCCAUAAAACUACUAGGUAACAUGGGGAAAUGGGAGUUGCUGCUUCCGGAGUCUGUGUUGAAGGAACUGAUGUUGGACAAACUGCUGAACCGAUACCUGAUGAUCACCAUCUGCAGUCAGACACUGCACAACAAUGCUGUCCAUUCUUGCAGAAAGAUAGCAGAUAGUUUGCCACUGUCCUGGCUGAAAGGACAGACCGUCUGUUUGCCUCAGCUCCAGAAUUUCAGAAACCACCUAGUUGAGAAAGUACAUACCAUUUGCAAACAACAGCCUCCUGAAGACACAAACACCAGAUCUGCUGUGGUUGAAGUGCUGCACAUUUUAAGCAGAAUCAGAUGCAAUGACUCCAUCAUGGAUAUAGCACAAAAAUACCACUAUGAAGAUGUCAUCUACUCUCACCAGCUGCUGAACCAAGAGGAAGCGUGAGCUAAAAAUGCUGUGGAAUGGAAAGUGGAUCAAAGUGCUCUGUUAGGGGGGCUUUGCCUUGUGUCAAACGUAGCUGAACUGGAUCACACAUGGCACAUAAAAUGCCAAGAGCCAUGAGGCCCAUGAUGUCUUCUUAUGGUGGAUAGCCACUUAAGUAAGACAAAGACUUUGACCAAACUGCAUAUAUAUUGGAGUGUGUGAGGUGGUGCAAAAGUAUAUGGCAACAAAUGGAUCAAAGCACUGAAAUAUUGAGGGGAAAAUCAUUCAUCUCUGUGUUAUUUUUAGAUACGAUCAUUAUGUUCUCUCUUUUGUACAAGAGAUUGCUGUAUUUUUAAUAAUAAAUAUGUGAAAUUUGUUAAUUAA